Messenger RNA from Chelmon rostratus (copperband butterflyfish), 7623 nucleotides. Its product is annotated as ataxin-1-like. Gene Ontology annotation, cellular component: nucleus. The transcript has 3 exons. The record is from RefSeq and is a predicted model, not a curated record. Gene Ontology annotation, biological process: nervous system development; negative regulation of transcription by RNA polymerase II. Gene Ontology annotation, molecular function: protein binding; RNA binding. Bases 588 to 3089 code for a protein of 833 amino acids. NCBI's taxonomy places the organism in Eukaryota, Metazoa, Chordata, Actinopteri, Chaetodontiformes, Chaetodontidae.
UCUGGUGGCCUUGCAUAACACACGUUGGAGCAGCCUUGAACGCAGGACUUGGUGUUUGCUUCAGCAGUGGGGAACUUCCUUUACCGUCAGCCCGUUGCAGGGGCAGCGUAGCCUCCAAACCGGAGAGUCCAGAGAGGAAGGGCAGAGCUGGAGCAGCACAGGCUCCAGGAGAGGAGAGCGGCACAAAGGAGAGAUUCAGGAAGAGGAGUCCUAGGAAACACGUCUUCAACACACAUACGCUCUGACACACAUACACACACACUGAGGGGCAGGAAGAAUCCUUGGACAUGCUCUGCAAGCAGUGGCUGUGGAGAGACUGAUUCCUGCCGACAUUGUGGAAAAGGUGGAUCGAUCAGCGAUGAUUCCUCAUGAAGUCGAUGGAGCUCAUUUUGUGAGCUGGAGUGACUCCAUCUUCUCUGGCCUGAGACCUGAAGCUGUCUACCAGUGAACACGAAGACAGCCAGAGCCACACAGCGCAGAGGGAGGCCGGCCCCUGCACAUAACCACCGAGUGGAGGAGAGGGAGAAAGACGGAACCCAGGAGAGCAUAGUAGUACUACCUCGGAACAUUAAGACCACCCUGCCACAAUGAAAUCCAACCAGGAGAGGAGUAAUGGAUGCCUGCCUCCUAAGAAGCGGGAGAUCCUGGCUAUGGAGCAGAGGCCAGUGGCAGUAGCCACAGCAACACCUCCAGCUGCAGUGGUUCCUGACAGUCCCCACACAGAGAACCUAGCGUGGCUGGCAAGUGUAGCCAGUGAACGCUGCAAAUCGAGGGAUGCAGAGAGCCCGAGAUGUCCCAUCUCCUCCACUUCCUCCUCUUCUCCUUCCACCUCUAUUCCUCCUGCAGCCACUCCUCUGUCUGCGGUGCCCUUGGCCUCUCUGCCUGCAGUUUACCCCACAGCCCUUCCCCAGCAGGCGGGGACUAUCCAGUUUGCUCAGUUGGGACCCAACGUUCAGUUCAUCAGCUCUGGGCCCUACGCUGGCUACAUCUCCUCUCACAUCAUUUCCACUAAUGCUAGCUCUGCACCUAACAGCUCUGCCAUAGGACAGCGUUCCCACCUGGAGGGUUACACCACCGCUCUCAUCUCCCCCAACACCAAAGGGGACCAGCAGUUUCAGAUAGGCCUCUCUCCCACAGAACUGGCUCCCGUGUCGCUUCCAAGUUCUCCUCAAGUCACGAGCCAGUACAUUCAUCUGGACAGCAGAACAUCCCUGACUGUCAGCGGAAACGCUGUCACUUCACCCACAGCUCACCUGCAGCUCCACCCUCACACUGUCCUCCCUCAAACGCUUACCCUCGCUCCAUCCCAGCUGGUGGUUCAGUAUGCAGAUGGUUCAGCUGGAAAGAAACCAGACGGGCAUGCUAAGGGUGUGCUGAACGGAGAAUUGGAGGUUGUCAAACAGACUAAAGCUCCCAGUCAGCCAGCGAACCAUCAGCAGGUACAGAGCUAUGAGGCGAGACAUAUCCUCCUGCCCGCAGACUAUGGCCAAAACCCUGCAGGACUCCAGACCUCCUUGGUGCUGGUGGCUCAGCCCAGCCAUGGAGCUGAACGUGACGCUGGCUCAAAUAAGAUCUCCUUAGUCCAGACUGAGAAAGGAGGCAUCUGUUUGGGAAAACCAGUGUCCAAAUCUUCCUCUUUCACCUCCCUCACUUCCUCAGAAGUGGUUAAGUCUGUUCCACCCCAUGCAGUCAUCCAGACCACCCUACCCUCCGAGGAGCUGCCAGCCAGUCUGUAUUCCUCCACACAGCCACCAAUCAUUGGCUAUAUCACCAGUGCAAAUCAACACGCUCUCAGCUACCAUGCGACACUGCCUCAGCACCUGGUCAUCCCGAGUGGCCAGUCCCUCCUCAUCCCAGUCAGUGGCACCAAUAAUGGCACAGAAAUUGAGGUUAGUCGCUCUGUCAGUGCACUGACUGCUACCACUACUCCACAAAUAUCCACCGCCAUGCCGCAUGCCUAUUUGGCCACAGCCCUGUCCAAGUGUGAGGCGCUUGGGCCAGAUGGAAAUCAACCACCCCCUGCCGUCGCACAGGCACCAGCGCUGCCGGUCCUGCCCUCAAACCCGGCUCCUGCAGUGGUGACAGCUCCCUCCCCAACACCCGCUCCUGUCCCCGCUCCCGCGCCUGUUUCCAUCCAAGCCUCUCCCUCCAUCUCCUCUUCCUCUUCCCCUGUGGCGCUUCCUCCAUUCUUUAUGCGAGGCUCCAUCAUCCAGCUGGCCGACGGGGAGCUGAAGCGUGUGGAGGACCUCAAGACGGAGGACUUCAUCCAGAGUGCUGAGAUUAGCAGUGAGCUGAAGAUUGACUCGAGCACAGUUGAGCGUAUUGACAGUGGGCAGAGUCCGAAUGCUGUGAUCAUACAGUUUUCUGUGGGAGAGCUCAAAGCCCAGGUGUGUGUGGAGGUGCUGGUGGAGUAUCCCUUCUUUGUCUUUGGCCAGGGCUGGUCUUCCUGCUGCCCAGACCGAACCACCCAGCUAUUUGAGCUGUCCUGUGCUAAGCUGUGUGUGGGGGAUGUAUGCGUGUCGCUGACCCUCCGCGGUUUGAGGAACGGUUCAGUAACAGACAGCCAGCCUUUGGGGACCAAGCUGAAGACCGGUCUCCUCUCUGACUCCUGUCACAGUGUGGAUGCUUCUGUCAGAAACAGUACGAGUCCAAACACUGCACACACUAACAGUGGCCUCUUCAUGAAGGCUUCCAGUGCAGACCAGCUGGAGGAGAGGGAGCAGGUUGCUGGACCAGGACGAGGACUGGAGCUACCACCAGGAUUGGGACUAGUCCCAGGACAAGGGGAGGGGAUCUACGGUGAUGCACCGGUGCUGGCGGUCUCGGGGACAGGAGAAGUACGGCAGGAAUCAGUGAACACAGACAGACAGAUUGUGCUUACCAAAAUACAAGGUGGUGAUCCAGAGAGACCCGCAGUCCGCAAGAGACGCUGGUCAGCUCCAGAGCGAGACCAGACUGAGAGAGCUGAGGAGGAGCCUCCUCUGACUCUGCCCAAACCCUCCUUCAUCCCUCAGGAGGUUAAAAUCAGCAUAGAGGGCCACUCCAGUGCUGGGAGUGAAAGGUGCUUGAACAGAAGAGUAGACUGUUGAGAGAACUUUUAAGGAAUUUUUGAUUACCUGUGGUUUGCUUUGUGUUUUUCCCCCUCUCUGUUCUCUCUAUCCAGACUACUGUAAUAUAGGCUGAGUUUACACCGUAUUUACAUGUUUUCUUUCACACAAGUCUGAUAUCUACGAUGAAGUACAGUAGAGCACCUUCAUAAGUGGUAUCACAUGAGAUCAGUGCAAUCAAUGCUGAAAGCAAAAAUGAAUGCAGCGUGAAUGUUAAGUAUGAAUGGCAGUCAGACACUUCAGCGUGUCACAUAUCAUAAGCUGGAUCUCCUUUGUCACGUGGCUUAAACCUGUUGGAUGCAGACCAGGCAACCAUUGCUCUUAUCACAUGAACAAGCACAGACCCCGAUGUCAGCGUGUACAAAGUGGGUAACCAUAUUUUGACCCUCAUCCUGUUUAUUUGUUUAGUGGUUUGUGAGUGGUUGGCGUCAAAGGAGAGACCUUUGGUGUUUCAAUGCCAAUGCUCAGUCACCGCGGCUGUGAUCUCUGCUGCCUUGUGUGAUUAUCUGACGAGGUUGUGAGUUAUAUUUUGUUACUUUUUCCAUGCCGUUACUAAUGUGUGGGCUCCUGCAGGUGACCUCGUGCCACUUGUCUGCAUGUGUACGUGCCUGUUUGUGUUUUCCUGUGUGGCUGUCUGACGGAGCACAGGAUUAAGGUGUGUUGGUGUUGGUGUGUGGCUGUAGCUGGGUGCUCAGCUGUCGAUACAACCUGCAAAUAUCAAGACUGAAAAGGCCUGAAUGUAAAUUGCUGAAUUUGUCCUCAUUACUGACUCAUGAAGUCAUCCACGUGUUGCUUGCCUCACCAACGACGAGUGUGCGGGCCGGGAAUUUAAUAUCACUGCUUUAUGUGGGUGACCGCAGCUACACGUGGGUGCAUUCCUCUGAUGAAGUUUCUCAGUCAAAUUUACCUUUAUAGUUUAUUUGCAACGUCUCAUAAUCCCUUUCAAGAACAGCAUGUGUCACCAGUUAAUGUCUUUAGUUUUAGUCUUUAACCCUGGCGACGAUGUGCAGCAUUUAAAAUCUGCACAAAUAGGUAAGAAUCAAGCACGCGUACCAUGCAAACUGCAAUAUAAACUGUACUUGGUUGACUUACCUAACUGCAUUUCAUUCAUUCUUUUGGCCACCUGGGGGCAGCAAUAUGUUAAAGAGCCAGUGUGUAGGAUUUAGGGGGAUGUAUUGGCAGAAAUGGAAUACUAUAGUCAUUAUUCUGUUUUCAUUUGUGUACAAUCACCUGAAGCUUUAGAAUGAGCCCUUUGUAUCUGCAGUGGGUCGUUUCAGUGGAGUCCGCCAUGUUACACUGCCAUGUUUCUACAGUAGCCCAGAAUUAACAAACCAAACACUGGCUCUAGAGAGCGCCUUUGGUUCUCCUACAUGAUAGGAAGGGAGGGGUGUAGUGAAGGGUAUUCAGUUGGUUCCAAUCUCCAACCUCACAGCUAGAUGCUACUAAACCCUACACAGCUGCCCUUUGACACAACACUGACACUCCCUUUUAGAUUUGAUAUGGCAACAAUUUUUUGGUGAACAAUUGCAUAAUUACGCAUCCAGCAGAAACAGAGCAAUGUUGACAUUCAUUUGUAGUCAUGUUGAAGGUGGUCGAAUGAAUGUAAGUCCAGUUCAUCCAACUUUCAGUUCUGUUUUGGUCUCUACCAACUCCUGAGGGAAACAUCUGGCCCUUUGGUUAGCUAAAAUUCUCCGUCAUGUUCAGCAGGUAGUUGCUAACGUUGUCUGCCAUUUGGUGCUGGCUGGUAGAUUAUAAUGGGUUUAACAGCUUUUUCACCAAAACCCGCUGCCCACUGCGCCUGAAAUCGACCCCCAAUGAGGGCAGUGAGAGAAAGUUACAGGCCUGAAAAGCGAAAGAGUGAGCUGAAGGAUGCUCUGUUGAUCUGAGAGGACCUGCAGAGUCAUAAUUUCAGAUUACACAUAACCCUCUGACCCAUUGUUGAUAUAAAAAUAUUGAUUAAAGCAACUUUAAAUGCAAAACACACUACAAUUUAAAUGAAUUCUGGCGCAAUAUUUAUCUAUUGAUGGAAAAAUGGUCCCAUCCCAUUACAGUGGCCCAUCCUGUUGCUUUCUUUACAGAAACUAUGGCCUUAUAUAUACACAUAUGUAUGUAUAUACACACACACACACACAUAUACAUACAUAUAUAUAUAUAUAAUUAGUUCACAGCAGCUGACACAACAUGAUUCUUUUAGGGUUUUACAAUUAAAACCUGUUUUCCUCAAUGAUGGUAUGUCUUUCUUAAGUCCAUACCUGUUAUAUCUGAUUACUGCUGUUUUUGAUUAAAUGUCCCUGCAUGUCAAUUCUUUCUUAGAGUAGAGCCAAAAUAAAUAUCCUACAGUUCAUACUCAGGAACAGUGUGUAUCUGUAUGUGUGUGUGUGUGUGUGUGUGUGUGUGUGUGUGUGUUGGCCUGAGGCAGUAUGUGCAUGUCCACAGUCACAUGUGUAUGUUCUAAGCAGCACUUUGAUGAAGCAUCCAGCGGCAGUGCAGUGGUAUUGUCCCUGUUCCCCAGCUGUUAGAUAUGAUGAGAAUAAUCGACUGUUUUUCAAUGCGCCACGUCCUACAGGUUUAUCAUUGAGAGGAAACAUUAUAUAAAGGAGCAGGGAAUGUAAACACACAUCGGGCAAACUAUCUCAACUUUAUUUUUGAUGACAGAUAGAGCUACUAUACAUAGAAAGAAAGAGUUGUAGAGUUAACUAGCCAGCUAGUGUUGAUCUUGUACAGUAAAUUGUAUCCUAGAGAGUGUACAGUGUGUGUAUAGAUAUUCUAACCCUUAUGUAGCCUAUGUACUGUAUGUGCCGCAGCGCCUCCUUCUUCAAUCAUUCCAUUAACUCACCAAUACCAAGUGGUCCUGCGAUCGUUUUUGUCAGUUCAGGUAUUGAUCUCAUGUUCAUGAAUGUGCUACAGUUCUUUGGGAACACCUACAUAAAUUGGCCUCCUCUGAAUUUUAAUUUGACUUGCACACUGUAACAUACAGUAUGUGUGAAUACGAACUGCAAUUUGUCAUAAUAGCCAUGGACCUUUUCUAACUCCUGAAAGGUGUUUCUUGUAAACCCAGACUGUUCUGUUUGUGUUUGACUGCUCAGGCUAAACACUGCCCAGUGACUGUUCUUCUCCAAAAUGAUGUGGUCUUAUAUUUUUCAGUUACGAGGUAGAGGUACUGUUUCAUCAGUUUGUCUUUGUGGCCAUUUUCACUCUCUGAGCGUGGCCUGUGUUUGUAUUAUUAUUUUUUUUUAAUAUUGUUCUUUUUCAAAUACAGACCUGAAAUGACAUGAUAACGCAGACAAAUCGUAAUUGCAGGAUUAAUGCAUUUUGGGAAAUACACUUAGUUGCUUUCUUGCUGAGAGUUGGGUGAGAAGAUUGACACUGCUUUCGCACUUGCAGGGUAAAGAUGAGGCUAAGGCUUGCAGCCAGUUAGCUUAGCUUAGCACAAGGACUGGAAACAGGGGAAACAGCUAGCCUGGCUCUGUCUGAAGGUAACAACAAGGUAUUAGUAGUUAACGCCUAUCUUACAGUCUUCAUGCUUAGAUAAGUGGCAUCUGGCUGUAACUUUAUAUUUACUGUACAGACAUGAGAGUGCUGUCAGUCUUCUCAUCCGACUUCCAGCAAGAAAGUAAAGAGGCGCAUUUCCCAAAAUAUCCCUUUAAAGACCUUGCACACACCCUCAGUUAUUCUGCAUAAUUAGACCCCAGCUCAGGUUGAAGCUGCGAGGAGCUCUGGUGUCUCCAACAGGUGAAACAAGGAGUUGUCAAUCAAUUGCAGUCCUUCCAGUCCUGAGAAGAGGUCUAAUCAAGUGAAAUGUGUGCAAACACCUGUGAGGCUGAACCACAGGUGUGCAGGGGCUUCAUAUUCAAAGGUUUAAUAAUAAUAAUAUGCCCCUUUAGUACACAAAUAUGCUUAAGCAGGGCCCCUUAAUUUCAGAGCCUUUCUAAAAAAUGUUGAAUAUUGUGUAUAAGCGCCGCCUUGUGGUGAUCUAUGGAAUUGCACUUUGUCAUAUGGGGUUUGGAGGGGUGUUUUAGUCUAACUAAUACACAGAAGUAAUGUACAGCAUGUCUGAGAGAAAUUGUACACUAACAGUACAACAUCUCAGCGAUUUGUAAAUAGCCAAAGUCUUCCAUUAUAAUGUUGAUAUGACCUUGUUGCCAGUGGGAAGGAUGAACACUGAUCCCCGUGUACAGACCUUUGAAGUGAAGUUUAAUUUUCAAAAGACAUCAUUUAUUUGACAGAAAUACAGGAUAUUGCUUCACCUAAGAUGUUUUCUUUUGCACCAGCUCAGAAAACCAGGAAAUUACAGGAGUAAAAGACUUUUUAAAAGUGAUUUUGUAAUUCGGGUCUGUCUGUUGGAUAAAUCUCAGCUAAGAUACAGUAUGUCCUACGUACAGUAUGUAGUAUGUAUCAAUAAUGUUCCCUUAUUUUGAUGGUGUUGAGGUUUGCUAGUCAGAAACUGUUAAAUCUUUACUUCAAAUGUUUGAUUUUACAUUUGAUCAAAUAUAUUCAAAGAAAUAAAGAGUCUAAA